AUGGUCAAACCCAAGGAGUUUCUCAAGAAACCAAAACUUCCCAAACAACAGAAAAAACAAAAGAUCUUGGUGACUGCAGACGAUUUUCAGGAAGCUGCCGACGCAGAAGAAGAAACCGGGGGCAAAUGGAGAGCUGGCGAUCCAGCUAAAUCAUGUCGUGCCUUUGUCAGAGCUAUUGAGAUCUACAACAAUGGCUUGCAAAGACAUCCGAAAGAUGCUGAUUUGGCUUACAACAAAGCUCGCCUCGAGUUUGAACUAUCACAACAGCCAACUCUGGUAGCCAAGCUCCCAAUUCCACUACUCGACUUCUUGCACCAAGCCUUGACCUCACAUCGUUAUGCCCUACAGCUCAAUGCAGAGUCAGCCGAUGUUCUCUUCAACACUGCUCAAGUCAUGAUCACCAUUUCAGAGUAUGUAACAGAAGCAGGCAUUUUCAGUGCACAAGCCGACUCGGUAGCUCUUCUUCGUGAAGCACUCGAACUGCUGUCAGCAUGUUUCACUCGUCAGGAGAUGCUCGUCGAAGAGCAGAAUGCAAACUCGAUGGAGGCAGAAGGUGGCGUUCCAGUCGAGCAACAAGCCCCACCAGCUGCGCCUGUAGCUUCAUCUUCUCGAGCAGCCGAAGAUGCAGAUUCUGAGGGCGAGGAGGAGGGUGAAUAUGUCUCUGUGCAAGCAUACAUCACACCUUCUGAUUUGCUGGACACGGCACGUUCCAGUCUCACUGCCUUGACUCUGCUUAUCACACUCGAGGACCCCUCCAACGUGUCCCCUCUAGCAAAGAUGGGCAUCACUCUAGUUGAGGACAAGAUCCCUCAGUACCUUUCCCAAAUCGAGGCCGCAGAGCGCGCCCAAGAGGAACCCGAGGUUGCUCUCGAACGUGCGGAAUUCCACGCAGCCCUUACAGUAGCGGACCUCAAACUCGGCACUGCAACCGCAAAUGACAGUCUCAGCCGCUUGCAACAAGCCUUCGAACCCCUCGACACAACCACAAACGUAGCAGUCAUGUGCACCUACGCCGACAGCCUUGUCGAAUUGACAACCACAGCUCAAAACUUCAGCCCAUCGAGUGCAGCAACAACAUGCUGGUCCACCCUGUCCAAAGCUCAAGACCUCUAUGCAGCUGCAGUCAAAAUCAACGAUGCAGAAGCUAAGGCACGUAAAGCUCGUGUCUACGAAUCGCGCGGUGACGUCGAGUUGUUGCGCUUCAACCUCGCCACUACACCUGCUGCUGGUCUCUCGGCUGCUAUCCAAAAGAGCGCUCCCACUUUGAUCAAGAAUGCACAAACAUAUUACCGCGGUGCUAUGAAUCUUUUCCGUGCCGAGGGCGAUCUUGAAGCAGCUUCGAAGGUGGAAGUGAGAGGGUUGAUUGCCGCCAUGCUCGAAGGCAAACUUCAUGGCAACAUCGAACAGCAGAUCAUCGCUGCACUGGGUCAAAAAGGAGACGCCGGAAGAGCUGUUGCGAUGGAUAUGUUGCGAGAAAGCUUGUUGCCUGAAGAUUGGGAUCAGGGAAUCAUGUAA
Messenger RNA from Aureobasidium melanogenum CBS 110374, 1515 nucleotides. RefSeq lists its product as uncharacterized. Gene Ontology annotation, molecular function: protein binding. NCBI's taxonomy places the organism in Eukaryota, Fungi, Ascomycota, Dothideomycetes, Dothideales, Saccotheciaceae. The record is from RefSeq and is a predicted model, not a curated record. The coding region runs from base 1 to 1515 and encodes 504 amino acids. The transcript is spliced from 3 exons.